AUGUCGUUUGCUGCGCACCUGCAGCGCCGCUGCCCCUUUCUCGCGCGGCACCAAGCAGCAGCUUUGGAGUCUCUUCUUCCUUUUACUCUUUUGUGUCCUGUUGCAUCAAAGACUUUAAACUUUUCUGUUCACAAAAGCCACAAUGCUGCUGCUGCUGCUGCUGCUGCAGCAGCAGCAGCAGCAGCAGCAGCAGCAGAGCCCGCGCUGGCGGCCGCGCACAAGCAGCAGCUGCAGCACGAGCAGCUGCAGCUCGAAAAGAAGCUGCAGCAGCAGCAGAGGCAGCUGCAGCAGCUGCAGCAGCAGCAGCUCCAGCUCCAGCUGCAGCAGCAGAAGCUCCAGCAGCACAAGCAGCAGCUGCAGCAGCAGCAGCUGCAGCAGCAGCAGCAGCAGCAGCAGCAGCAGCAGCAGCAGCAGCCGCUGCCUGAGGGCUUUUACAAUUCCGCGGCGGACGCAAAACUCGCAGAACUCCACACAGAGGGAAGAUAUAGAGUUUUUGCGCAUUUGAGGAGACAAGUGGGGGCCCCCCAAAAGGCCCUUUUGAGGGGCCCCUCGGGAGACACCGAAGUGACCCUUUGGUGCAGCAACGACUACCUGGGCAUGAGCCAACACCCCCGCGUCAUAAAGGCCGCGCAAGAGGCCCUCGCCAGCAGCGGCGCCGGCAGCGGCGGCACUCGCAACAUCUCGGGUUCGAACGUUUACCACCAGGCCCUGGAAAAGGAGAUCGCAGACUG
Molecule: messenger RNA, 731 nt
Organism: Eimeria necatrix
Lineage: Eukaryota; Apicomplexa; Conoidasida; Eucoccidiorida; Eimeriidae
Product: 5-aminolevulinate synthase , related
Exons: 3
Biological process (GO): heme biosynthetic process
Cellular component (GO): mitochondrion
Molecular function (GO): pyridoxal phosphate binding; 5-aminolevulinate synthase activity
Source: RefSeq, a predicted model, not a curated record